AAAACGCAUCACAGGUCAUGCCUGCUGCCGUCAGCAAAGGAUCCAAGAAGCGCGGGGCAACGUCCCAAGCUGCCGCGCCCCAGUCCAAGAAACCCUAUCUUGAGAAGUCCUCCGAGUCCAAGGCGAAGAAACGAAGUCGUCCCGUCACGAGCAAUAUUCAAGAGGAUAGUGCAGACACUUCCGAUGAUCAAGAAGAUAUAGUUGAGACGUUCUCGUCCUCAGAGAACAGCGAAGUCGAAGAACAGGCCGGGGACGAGAUAGACAAAACGGAGAAGUCGGCCAAGGACCCUAACGCUGCGCGCGAGUCACACAAAGCACAACGCGCCCUGCUUGAACAACGCAAAUCUGCCAAGCCCCAUUCCGCCCUCCUCACCGACGCAAAACGCGCCUGGACGCUCGCGCGUCAGAAAAAUAUAUCCAAGGCCGAGCGCACGAAGCACCUGACCGCACUCAUGGACGUCAUUCGCGGAAAGGUCAAGGACAUCGUCUUCAAGCACGACGCGAGCCGCAUUGUCCAGACUGCGGUCAAGUACGGGGGCCAGAAAGAGCGGAAUGAGAUCGCCGAGGAACUGAAGGGGCGGUAUCGGGACCUUGCGCAGAGCAAGUAUUCGAAGUUCCUGGUCACGAAGCUUAUCCGUCUUUGCCCCUCGUAUCGACCAAUUAUCCUGCGCGAACUCCAAGGGAGCGUCCUCCGACUACUCUUGCAUCGCGAGGCGUCGGGCGUGCUCGCUGACGCGUUCGAACUCUACGCCAAUGCAUACGAACGCUCGAUCCUGCUGCGCGAUUUCUAUGGCAAGGAAGCCAGCCUCUUUACGGUCACAGCUGGGAGCGAAGAAGAAAAGGAACGAUCCAAGCGCGGUCUGAGGGGACUCAUGGAGGGCCUCGAGAGUGACCGGCAGAAACGCGUCCUGGCUGCGCUGAAGGACAAUCUGGUCACCAUCUUCAACAACCCAGAUAAGGGUGCUGUCGCGCAUGCCAUUGUCCACCGCGCGGCAUGGGAGUAUCUCGCCGCCGUGUCCGAGAUGGAGGAUGAAGCCGAAGCCGAGAAGCUCCGGCGCGAACUCUUCGAGACCUGCCAGGAUGUGCUCGCUGAGAUGGUGCACACAAAAGACGGCAGCCGUAUCGUCCGCGAGUUCAUCGUACGGGGAACCGCAAAGGAUCGGAAACACAUCGUAAAGGCGAUCAAGCCUCACAUCGAGCGAAUGUGCAAAGAUGACGAGGCCCAGCUCGUCCUGUUCACAUCGUUGGAUGUUAUCGACGACACAAAGCUGACCGCGAAGUCACUCGUAACAGACAUUGUCGCCGCUGCCCCUGCGUUAUAUACUUCGCCACAAGGCCGACGUGCGCUAUUCUACCUCGUCGCACCUCGGACAAGACGACACUUCACUCCCGCACAGAUCGCGACGCUAGCCGAGACCGACACGAUACGAGCCAAAACCAGUAAAAAGGACGAUGCGUUACGUGCCUCGGAGAUUCGCAAAGCCUCAAGUGAAGGCUUGCUCAGCUGGAUAGCAGAGAAGGGCGCCGACGUUUCGCGAGAUCCAGGCGGAAGCUUAGUUGUCCUUGAGGUGAUGCUAGAAGCCGAAGGUGAUAAAUCUACCACUUCCGACACUCUCCUCUCCGCCCUCGCUACCCCCUACCCCUCCAUCGAUCUCUCCAACCCACACCCAAUCACGCUCCCACACACCUCUCGCCUCUACAAAACCCUCCUCCAAGGCGGGCACUUCUCGCACAGCUCACGAACAGUCGAGCGUGCCCCACGCUGGUCUGCCCGUGACUUUGCCGUGCGUUUCGUGCAGCGCGUGGGGCAAGAAAACACCGUCGCGAUGGCGCAAGGCGACGGUGCGUUCGUCGUCGCCGCGCUGUGCGAGCAGCUUGCGGAGCACGACGAGAAGGAGACUGAGGAGCGGAAGACCGUCAAGGGAUGGUUUGACGCGAAGACGAGGAAGGCGAUACAGGAUGCGGGCGGGAAAGGCGUGAAUGUGUUAUUGGAGAGCUUGAAGAGACUGUAGUGGUUUCGGACGUGGUUGUGAUCGUCUUGCUCGUGCUAUUGUCUCAGAUCAUCUGUCGUGCUGAUAUCCAUGCGUUGCUUUCGAC
Dichomitus squalens LYAD-421 SS1 is the source of this 2097-nucleotide messenger RNA. RefSeq names its product ARM repeat-containing protein. The transcript is spliced from 8 exons. NCBI's taxonomy places the organism in Eukaryota, Fungi, Basidiomycota, Agaricomycetes, Polyporales, Polyporaceae. Gene Ontology annotation, molecular function: mRNA binding. The coding region runs from base 18 to 2012 and encodes 664 amino acids. The record is from RefSeq and is a predicted model, not a curated record. Gene Ontology annotation, cellular component: nucleolus. Gene Ontology annotation, biological process: regulation of translation.